Lotus japonicus is the source of this 3682-nucleotide messenger RNA. Its product is annotated as probable LRR receptor-like serine/threonine-protein kinase At1g53430. The transcript has 25 exons. The record is from RefSeq and is a predicted model, not a curated record. NCBI's taxonomy places the organism in Eukaryota, Viridiplantae, Streptophyta, Magnoliopsida, Fabales, Fabaceae. Bases 220 to 3252 code for a protein of 1010 amino acids. Gene Ontology annotation, molecular function: ATP binding; protein binding; protein kinase activity. Gene Ontology annotation, biological process: protein phosphorylation.
CUCCUUCAACAUAAGAUACGGCAGCCACUUUCACUUUCACUCUUUCUUUUUUCUCACAACAAAUUGGCCAUUUGUCCUUCUACUCCAUAUAAUCGUCGUUACGCUUUUAUAAACUUCACAUCAUGUUUUGAAACCUUUCUUUCUCCUUCUCUUCCUUUCCCCUCAAUCAAUCAAAAACUAACAACAUAAUUCCUACUAGUGAAGAAGAAGCUUUGAAAAAUGUGGUUUGGUUCCAAACCCCUCUAUGUUCUUAUCUUCAUGUUUCUGGCUUUGAAUUGCUUUCAAGACUUCAGAUCCAACGCUCAACUCAUUCCUGAAAAUGAAGUGAAAACUCUGCAGGCAAUAUCGGAUAAACUAAAGAACUUGAAUUGGAAAGUCACAGAAAGUUCCUGCACAGAGGAUGGAGGCUUUAAUGGAAAGGUGCAAAUAGGAGAAAACUUGGAGAGGAAUGUCACAUGCAAUUGCACUUUCCAAAAGAACACUGUUUGCCAUGUUACAAGCAUAUUGCUCAAGGGUCAGAAUAUAUCUGGAGUUAUGCCAAGUGAAUUUGCAAAUCUCACCCAACUGCAAGAGCUUGAUCUCUCUCGCAACUAUCUCAAUGGCUCAAUUCCAACGAGUUUUGCUCGCAGCUCGGUGGUCAUUUUGGGUCUUCUUGGAAACCGAUUAAGUGGUCAAAUUCCGCCAGAAAUUGGUGAUAUGGCUAGCUUGGAGGAACUGAUCCUAGAAAAUAAUCAACUCACAGGACCACUUCCUCCUAGUCUUGGAAAUUUGGCCAACUUGAAGAGACUGCUUCUUUCUUCAAAUAACUUUACAGGGACAAUACCAGAAACAUUGGGCAAACUGAAGAAUCUCACUAAUUUUAGGAUAGAUGGAAGCAGCUUAUCAGGACAGAUACCUAGUUUUAUAGGAAACUGGACCAACCUUGAAAGAUUGGAUCUGCAAGGAACAGGUUUGAAAGGCCCAAUUCCUCCCUCUAUAUCUGAGUUGAAACUUUUGAAACAACUGAGAAUAACUGAUUUGACUGGACCAACUAUGACGUUUCCAGAUCUGAAGGAUGCCACAAAAAUGGCACGACUGGAAUUGAGAAAUUGCCUAAUCACUGGUCCCAUUCCAGAUUACAUUGGUGAGAUGAAAAAAUUGAAAACUUUAGACCUCAGCUUCAAUAGGUUGACUGGUCCAAUCCCUGAUUCAAUUCAGGAAUUGGAGGAACUAGAUUACAUGUUUCUGACUAAUAAUUCUUUGAGCGGACCAAUUCAAGACUGGAUAAUGAACUUCAAAAAAAACAUGGAUUUAUCUUACAACAAUUUUACAAAGUCUUCUGCAACUACCUGCCAGCAAUUGAAUGUGAACUUGGCUUCAAGCCAUUCUUCUUCAGCGGUUACUUCACCUUUAACCUUUUGUUUGAAGAGAAACCUACCUUGUGCUGGAAAACCCAAGUAUCAUACAAUGUUCAUAAACUGCGGAGGACCUGAAGGAGAGUUUGAGGGAAAUGACUAUGUAGGAGAUCUCCAGAAAGCUGGCAUUUCAAACUUUGAUUUAGGAAAUGAAGGACUAUGGGCUUAUAGCAGCACAGGAGUGUAUCUGGGAAAUGAUAAUGCAGAAUUUACAGCGAGCAAUACAUUUUCUUUGAAUGUUAGUAGCCCAGCGUACUAUCAAACUGCACGUCUUGCCCCUCUGUCACUCAACUACUAUGGUUUUUGUAUGCUGAAGGGAAAUUAUAAAGUGAAGCUCCAUUUUGCUGAGAUUAUGUUUUCUAAUGACCAGACUUUUAGCAGUCUCGGAAGGCGCAUAUUUGAUGUUUCAAUUCAAGGUUUUAAAUACUUGAAAGAUUUUAACAUUAUGGAAAAAGCUGGUGGAGUUGGAAAGGGAAUCACUGAAGAAUUCAACGUCGAUGUUAAUGAUAGUACCUUGGAAAUCCACUUAUACUGGGCAGGGAAAGGAACUACUGCCAUUCCUGAUAGAGGUGUAUAUGGACCACUUAUAUCUGCUAUCUCAGUAACACCAAACUUCAAAAUUCCUUCUGAAGGAGGGCUUUCUGGUGGAGCUAUUGCUGGAAUUGUGAUUGGAUUAUGUGUGUUUGUCAUACUGAUACUUGGUGUACUUUGGAAGAUGGGUUUCAUUUUCAAGAAAGACACAACAGAUAAAGACCUUCUAGAUCUGAAAACAGGUUAUUUCAGCUUAAGACAAAUUAAAGCAGCCACUAAUAACUUUGACCCUGCAAACAAGAUAGGUGAAGGAGGGUUUGGACCAGUAUACAAGGGUGUGCUGUCAGAGGGUGAUGUGAUUGCUGUUAAACAGCUCUCCUCCAAAUCAAAGCAAGGGAACCGCGAAUUCAUCAAUGAAAUUGGGAUGAUAUCUGCUUUGCAGCACCCAAAUCUUGUGAAGCUUUAUGGCUGUUGCAUUGAAGGAAACCAGUUGCUGCUGGUAUAUGAAUACAUGGAGAACAACAGUCUUGCCCGCGCACUUUUCGGUAAUGAAGAACAGAAGCUGAAUUUGAACUGGCGUACAAGGAUGAAGAUCUGUGUGGGAAUAGCAAAGGGAUUAGCUUAUCUUCAUGAGGAAUCAAGAUUGAAAAUAGUUCACAGGGAUAUUAAGGCAACCAAUGUCUUACUUGACAAGGAUCUGAAAGCCAAGAUCUCUGACUUUGGGUUAGCCAAGCUUGAUGAAGAAGAAAAUACUCAUAUCAGUACUCGGAUAGCUGGAACAAUUGGUUACAUGGCUCCAGAAUAUGCUAUGCGGGGAUACUUAACUGAUAAAGCAGAUGUAUACAGCUUUGGGAUUGUGGCUUUAGAGAUUGUUAGUGGAAAAAGCAAUACAAAUUACAGGCCAAAGGAGGAGUUUAUAUAUCUUCUUGAUUGGGCCUAUGUUCUCCAAGAGCAAGGAAACCUUCUGGAACUGGUGGAUCCAGGUCUUGGUUCAAAGUACUCCCAAGAGGAGGCAAUGAGAAUGCUGAGCUUGGCACUCUUAUGCACCAAUCCAUCUCCAACUCUCAGACCACCCAUGUCAUCUGUAGUGAGCAUGCUCGAAGGAAAGAUCCCGAUCCAAGCGCCGAUUAUCAAGCGCAGCAAUGACAGCGACCAACAGGCAAGAUUUAAAGCCUUUGAGCUGAUAUCACAAGACAGCCAAACUCUUUAUUCGAUGUCGCAGGCGAGUACUGAGCAAAGACACAUAUCAAGUGAUGGACCAUGGGUUGACUCCUCUAUAUCUCUUCAAAGUGGAGAGCAUGAAACUUCAUCCAGUAAGCUUCUUUGAGAUUCACAUGGUGUAUGCUUCACUCAAAAGUUUAGAGAGGAGGGCAGUGAUAUACAGUAACAGAAGAGUGAUAGCCUUAUUUGUUGCAAAAUUCUGGUUUUGAGGCAUUUCUCAUGUUUUGUUCUUUGUCAAGAUUCAUAUUAUUGAUUUUCAGUUUUAAAUCUCCAUCUGCCUUUGCUGGUGGUAGUAAACAAUGUGAAUAUAUACAGCAAGUUUUAUUUGCAUGGAUUGAGAAGACUAGGAGAAAGUGGUCUUUGAAACUAUAUCCUUGUGCUACUUUUAGUAUGCAAAUUGCAGUUUACAUAUCAGGUAGUGAAGGCGAAGUUUACAAAAAUCUAUUAAGUUGGGAUCAUCAUCUCACCUAUUUCUGAAUUGUAGAAAUCAUGUGUAUAAAUGUGACCUUAAUUUAGUCUGAUUUUUUUUUUGCCAA